AUGCCCUCGCAGCGCCCUUCUGCCGCAUUUGAGCCUAUACCUCCAGAUCUCGAUCUCGCAGCUCUUGUAGAAGAGACCGAGAACUUUGAGUAUGUCACAAGAGUCUCAUGUGAUAUGAUUGAGUCCCAGAGUAUGGAGGCGUUCGAAAAGCUGGUCCUACUACAUGUGAUAAUGGGCGGGAAGCCACUCGUCGUUGAAGGUUUUCACCGUCGGCUUGACGAAUGGACCUUUACAAGCCAAUGGCUGAAGGAUAACUGCGGCUCAAAAUUUGAGAAUGCUCGAAACAUUACGAAGCAGCAAUUCAUGCCGCUCUCCAUUGCCCAUUACCUCAACAAUCUGUCGAAGCUAACGAACCAAUGGACUUCGUCGAACUAUAGAGAGGCCGAUAGACAACGCAUCUACUUGAAAGACAUCGAUUGCCCCCCUUGUGGCACGAGAAACUUGAACAAUACAUUCCAGCAGCGCUGUUCUACAUGA
Molecule: messenger RNA, 477 nt
Organism: Bacidia gigantensis
Lineage: Eukaryota; Fungi; Ascomycota; Lecanoromycetes; Lecanorales; Ramalinaceae
Exons: 1
Coding region: 1-477 (158 amino acids)
Source: RefSeq, a predicted model, not a curated record